AUGGCUCGUGGAUUGAAGAAGCACUUGAAGCGCUUGGCCGCCCCCAAGCACUGGAUGCUGGACAAACUCGGAGGAAACUUCGCCCCGCGUCCAGUUCAUGGUGGACACAAACUGCGUGAAUCACUUCCGCUGAUCCUCUUUAUCCGCAACCGUCUGAAGUACGCCCUUUCCUACGACGAGGCUCGCAAGAUCUGCAUGCAGAGGCUCAUCAAGGUCGACGGCAAGGUCCGCACUGAAAUGCGCUACCCCGCCGGCUUCAUGGAUGUCAUCACCAUCGAGAAGACGAACGAGACCUUCCGUCUCCUCUACGACGUCAAGGGCCGUUUCACUGUCCACCGCAUCACCCCGGCUGAGGGCCAGUUCAAGCUCUGCAAAAUCACCAACAAAUACACCGGACCCAAGGACGUGCCGCUCAUCACCGUUCAUGAUGGCCGAACCCUCCGCUACCCGGAUCCCCGUGUCAAGACCAAUGACACCGUUGUCUUGGAUGUGACUACCGGCAAGAUCACCGAUUUCGUCCGCUUCGAGGCCGGAAACCUGGUGAUGAUCACUGGAGGCCGUAACGUUGGACGUGUCGGAGUCAUCAGCCACCACGACCAUCACCCCGGCAGCUUCGACAUCAUUCACGUCAAGGACGCCGUCGGACACACGUUCGCUACCAGAAUCCAAAACGUCUUCGUGAUCGGAAAGGGCACCAAGUCUCUCGUCUCCCUGCCUGCCCAGAAGGGUAUCAAGCUGACGAUCGCCGAGGAGCGCGACAAGAGAAUUGCCGCCAAACGUGCCCAC
Messenger RNA from Mesorhabditis spiculigera, 786 nucleotides. Lineage: Eukaryota; Metazoa; Nematoda; Chromadorea; Rhabditida; Rhabditidae. The record is from the annotation of a GenBank genome assembly.